Molecule: messenger RNA, 576 nt
Organism: Rosa chinensis
Lineage: Eukaryota; Viridiplantae; Streptophyta; Magnoliopsida; Rosales; Rosaceae
Product: 1-aminocyclopropane-1-carboxylate oxidase homolog 1-like
Exons: 5
Coding region: 1-576 (191 amino acids)
Source: RefSeq, a predicted model, not a curated record
AUGUCUGCUCUCAAAGCCCGAAGCUCCCUCGUCACCGCUCUCGCCACCCAAGCCUCCUUCGUCUCCCAAGAACAUAAAUUUUUACUCGAUUUGGCCAAGUACGUCUUCCCUAAGCAGUUCGAGGCUCGGACUCUCGAGGAAGCUCUCAUGUCAGGGUCUCCUCCUUUCAGUUCUAGUGGUAGUAGUGGUGGCGGUGGCGGUCCUGUGAUAUUGGAGCUUCCUGUUUCUCUGGAUAUCCGGCGGGCUGCAGAGAGUGUGGGGUUCUUUUAUGUGGUUAACCAUGGGAUACCCAAGACAGUGUUGGAGGAGAUGCUUGAGGUGACGCGUGGGUUUCAUGAGCUGCCAAGGGAGGUGAAGGCUGAGUACUAUACUAGGGAUCCCAAGAGGAAGGUCAAAUACUUUAGUAGCUUUAAUUUGUACGAGUCAAAGUUUGCUGCUUGGAGGGACAGCUUGUUUUGUGACAUGGCUCCGGAGCCCUUGGAUCCCCAAGAAUUGCCUCUGGUUUGCAAGGAUAUAACUAUGGAGUAUUCUAAUCAAGUACACAACUUAUGGAGUAUUCUAAUCGAGCAGCAGUGA